AUGUGUCGGUUCCUCGGUGGUGCCUUCUCGGCAUGGCUUCUUGGGUGGUUCGUUUGGGCCCUCUUUGGUCGGCUUAUUUGCGUGGGCUGUUUUGGUCUUUGCGUGGUCGGUUCGGCUGCGAUGCUUCUGGUGUUUUGUCUGGCGGCUUCCGCCUUCGUCAGGCGAUGGGGUGCAGUGGAGGGUACCCGGAGUAAGAAAAACAAAUCGUGGUUGCUCCAUUGGUUCACACUGGCUCAAAAGACACCCCGUGGUACUCCUGCGUCGACAAUACCACAGAGCAUCGUUCCACAAGCAUUACCACCUCACCGACCCCACAGCACGGUUCUCAGUCGUCCUCUGGAAUGUGUUUACGCCUAA
This is a messenger RNA of Zychaea mexicana, 357 nucleotides long. RefSeq lists its product as uncharacterized. The transcript has 4 exons. Bases 1 to 357 code for a protein of 118 amino acids. The record is from RefSeq and is a predicted model, not a curated record. NCBI's taxonomy places the organism in Eukaryota, Fungi, Mucoromycota, Mucoromycetes, Mucorales, Lichtheimiaceae.